AAAUGACUCAUUCAGACUACAGUCAUACCAUUGUGGAACAUUUUCAUACACUAUAACCACAGGACUCAGAACAAUAUAACUUUAGUGCACUGACACUGCUUACUAUUAUACUUAUACUGUUACAAUUAAGUGGUCUUGUAGUAGUCAUAUUCUCGUCUAUGGUCGCCAUACAAUCUUUUCGUCUCUAGUUUUUCAAGAGUUGUUUUCCAGUCUACUAAAUUUUUUUGUACUUCGCUCUGUAAAGCCACACCGACAUCAUGUCACUGUAUCCUUCUUUGGAAGAUUUAAAAUUGGACGAAUUUAUUAAGACACAAAAUCAAAUUGUCCAACAUAAUGAAAAUCCACCUCCGUUUAUGGCUAUCUGUCCACCUCAUCCAUCGGGUAUGGAUCAAGAAUCAUUAAACGCCAUGUACCCGAUACUCAAUGAUUAUAUGGGAUUAGAGCUUAGUAUCUUAGCACAAAAUAACAGCAUUGACAUUCCUUCCCAGAAUAGCCAAUCAAAAAAUAAUGUUGUAGCUACUCCUUUCCAGGAUAAUGUAGUGCAAGUGACAAAUGGUGUUCGUAAGUUGGUGUUAUGUAAAGAUGGGAAAGGCCAAAUAGGAUUAAAAAUGUCCACAUUCAACAAUGGAAUAUUUGUUAGUGUUGUAGUACAAGAAAGUCCUGCUGCUAAGGCUGGUUUAAGAUUUGGUGAUCAAAUAUUACAAAUAAAUGAAGUUUUUGUUGCGGGAAUGAGUGUUGACAAAGUCAACAAAAUUUUUAGAGAAUGUUCAGUUAAUAACAUUUGUGUUAUUGUCAGAGACAGGCCUUUGGAACGUACUAUAAAUUUGUAUAAAGACCGUGCUGGCCAGAUUGGAUUUCAAUUCAAAAAUGGUAAAAUUAAUAAUAUUGUCAAAGAUUCAUCAGCAGCUCGUAAUGGAGUGCUCACAGAUCAUCAGUUAUUGGAAAUCAAUGGACAAAAUAUUAUCGGCAUGAAAGACAAACAAGUAGUAGACAUUAUUGCUAAUGCUGCAGACUGUAUUACUAUAACAAUCAUUCCAGUAUCGAUUUAUGAACACAUGAUGAAAAAGAUUGCUCCAUCAUUGAUCAAGAACAUAAUGGAUCAUUCAACAAUAUAAGAAUAAAGAAGAAACCUAUUCAUUUAUUGAAGUCAUUUUUAAAGUUCAUUAUUUACUUAACAUAGCUUCAUUUUUAUUUAUAAUUUAUUUGUGUAUGGAAAGGUCAUCCAUUAAUUACUAUUGUCAAAUUUUUUUAUACAACUGAGCUAGAUUUAACAAAUUAUACAUUCUACUUAAAUUCAAUUAUCAUUCCUAUAUUACCUAAUUUAUGUUAAUUUUUUAUUAUUAGUUAUGAGUUUUAAAUUUUAAAAUGUUAAAUGUUAAAGAAUAAUAAUUUUGAGUUAUUUUAUGACGUAUAAUAUAAUAAUUAAUAACUCAAUUUUAUUUAAAUUGAAAUAGAAAAAUCUAUUUGUUUAAAAAAAAAAACUAGAUCUAUUAUUAUAAGUAGUAUUUAUUUGUUUUUUUAUACAUAUUAUAUUUUAAACUACUAGAGCACUAUUUACAUAUUGUAGAGAAGAACUAAAAUUAGCCAAAGUUUUGUUCUAGCUUAAUAUUAUAAACUAUUUUAAAUAAGA
Molecule: messenger RNA, 1630 nt
Organism: Aphis gossypii (cotton aphid)
Lineage: Eukaryota; Metazoa; Arthropoda; Insecta; Hemiptera; Aphididae
Product: syntenin-1-like
Exons: 5
Coding region: 258-1115 (285 amino acids)
Cellular component (GO): cytoplasm; plasma membrane
Molecular function (GO): protein binding
Source: RefSeq, a predicted model, not a curated record